GCGCGCGCGCGCGCUGCGGUGGCGGCGGCGGGACGGCGUGCGAUGGUUGUCGGUAGGCGGGCGGCCGGAGGCUUUUAUACAUGCAAGUUCCGGGGACAAGCAGCCGAUCCGCGGCAGUCGCUCGUUACCCAUCGACGGUGUCGUGCGCAUAAUACACCGUGUGUGCGUGCGUGUGUGUGUGCGUGUGUGUGGCGUGUGUGUGAUGUGUGUGUGUGCUUGUGCGAGUUGUGACCAUCCGCCCGCUCGAUGCCGGACACUACGAUAAUAAUAUCGGCACGAUAUCAUUUAUUAUAAGGAGAAAAAAUUUUAAAAAAAAAAUUACACACACACAAACUAACUUUGAAACACGCGUAUAAUACCAUAUUAUAUAGUAUUAUCCGUUACGUACGCAAUUUCUAUAUAUAUCAAGGACGUGCACGCGCAAAUUUAGUAAUUUAAAAGUUCGUCGUAGUGCUUACUGCGUGAGAACAUAACAAUAAUAUAUUAUACGACGUCACCUGCAGCGAAAGUUUUUGUUUCGUCGCGAGUCACCGUAAUCGAAUCAGGUCUGCACUGCAACGAUCGGUCACUAUACAGCGGACAGCGCUCAUUGACACGCACGGCACGCGUCCAGUCGCGUGGCCGGCCACGGCCCGCUGACCAAGUCGCGGUAGGGGCAACACCCGCACCACCAACAACACCGGAACCACCGACUGGCCAUGGCCGCGAGGUAACAGCGCGCGUGCCGGCCGGAUACCACUCGUGUGGUACGCGGCGACGACGAGACGUUGGCCACAUCGUGGUAUUUGAUGUUUCCGGAUCGGACGACCCCGGCGAGGUACAAUGCUUCCGGAAAGGCAAUGCUGCGCGCAGCUAUGCCCGGUGCAGGCGACGACGAUGCCGCCGAAGACCGAGUGCCUGCAGGACCGCAAGUGGUGGUGCUUCCUGCUGUCCAGCGUGUUCACGUUUCUCGCCGGACUGCUGAUUGUGCUGCUAUGGCGGUUCUUCGCGUUCCUGUUCACGCGCAAGCAGCCCGCCGAGCUCGCGGCGCCCGGUUGCCCGAACAGCGAGCCCAAGAAGGAACCGAAGCGACAGGGCAAACAGGAGUUCGAGGGAACGUUCAUGACAGAGGCCAAAGACUGGGCGGGCGAACUGAUAUCCGGACAGACCACUACCGGGCGGAUAUUGGUGGUGCUUGUGUUCAUUUUAAGUAUAGCAUCUCUAAUUAUAUAUUUUAUCGACGCCUCCAACGAGGAGGUUGAACGAUGCCAAAAGUGGAGUCACAAUGUUACUCAACAAGUAGAUUUAGCGUUCAAUAUUUUUUUUAUGGUUUACUAUUUUAUAAGAUUUAUAGCCGCCAGUGAUAAGUUAUGGUUUAUGUUAGAAAUGUACUCGUUUGUAGACUACUUCACGAUUCCACCGUCGUUUCUCUCGAUUUACUUGGGUCGAACUUGGAUCGGUCUAAGGUUCCUCCGAGCUCUGCGCCUAAUGACAGUGCCUGAUAUUUUGCAAUAUUUAAACAUUCUAAAAACGUCGAGUUCAAUUCGACUUGCUCAACUCGUGUCUAUUUUUAUAUCCGUGUGGUUGACCGCCGCCGGAAUCAUCCAUCUCCUGGAAAACUCGGGAGAUCCAUUUGAGUUCCAAAACCAGCAACGGUUAUCAUACUGGACUUGUGUGUACUUUUUGAUUGUCACCAUGUCUACGGUCGGAUACGGAGAUGUGUUUUGYCAGACUAUUUUGGGCAGAACUUUUCUAGUAUUUUUUCUACUCGUCGGCCUCGCUGUGAUGGCAAGCUGGAUACCCGAAAUCACCGAGCUCGCUGGCAACAGGAAGCGAUAUGGUGGGGAGUACAAGCGAGAAAGGCGAAGGCACAUCGUCGUUUGCGGACACAUUACCUACGAGUCAGUGUCGCAUUUUCUGAAAGAUUUUUUACAUGAAGACAGAGAAGACGUAGACGUUGAAGUGGUAUUCUUACACAGGAAGCCACCUGACCUGGAACUGGAAGGACUUUUCAAGCGACAUUUUACCACUGUCGAGUUCUUCCAAGGUUCUAUAAUGAACCCUAUUGAUUUGCAAAGGGUAAAGGUCCAUGAGGCUGAUGCCUGUUUGGUGUUGGCGAACAAGUACUGCCAGGACCCAGACGCCGAAGACGCUGCGAACAUAAUGAGGGUCAUUUCUAUCAAAAAUUACUCGGACGACAUAAGGGUCAUUAUACAACUCAUGCAGUAUCACAACAAAGCGUAUUUACUCAACAUUCCGUCGUGGGACUGGAAACAAGGAGACGACGUGAUCUGCUUAGCCGAGUUAAAACUCGGUUUCAUUGCGCAGAGUUGUCUAGCACCAGGCUUUUCUACAAUGAUGGCGAAUUUGUUUGCCAUGAGGUCGUUCAAAACGAGUAGAGAUGUGAUAGAGCGUUUGAUACCGUGUAUAGUUCCUGUGAAGAGUGUGGAGUUUGGUGUAUUUCAGUCUCCGGAUACGCAAGCGUGGCAGAACGACUAUCUGCAGGGCACCGGCUGCGAGAUGUAUACGGAGACCCUGUCCCCGUCAUUCACCGGCAUGACGUUUCCGCAGGCUAGCGAGUUGUGCUUCACUAAGCUGAAACUUCUGCUGUUGGCCAUAGAAAUAAAAGGCGAGGAUGGACGGGACAGCAAGAUAUCAAUAAACCCCAGAGGUUCCAAGAUACAGGCGAGCACCCAGGGGUUCUUCAUCGCUCAGUCGGCCGACGAAGUCAAAAGGGCUUGGUAUUACUGUAAGGCAUGUCACGAAGAAAUUAGAGACGAAACGCUGAUCAAGAAGUGCAAGUGCAAAAACUAUGUCGGUAUGAUUAUGAUGGAGACUGGAAUGUUGGCACAUAAUUAUAAUUUCGAGGACGAUCAUCCUCCCCCCACGGAAACUCCACCUACUCUUCCAAAAAGAGUACAUAAUAUCAGAGGUGACGUCGGGAAGGAAAAGGAAAUAACACUGUUGGGCAACAAAAAUACAUCAACGACUAUGCCCAAUUCGAUAAUGUCGGCGGCGAAACAGGUGAACAAAGUGAAACCAAUCAACCGUCCGGCGGACAAAGGGUCGCCCAACCAAAACUACAAUCGAGCUCAACAAGAAGAAGGAAGCUACGCCGGAUAUCAACUCGCAUACGAAGUUAAAAAAUUAUUACCGACGACCAGAGGAGGAUCGGCAGGCACAAAUAUAAACAGCAACGGUAUUCAAAUAGGUAUCGCCGACGACCAGGCGAAAGACUUUGAUUUCGAAAAGACUGAAAUGAAGUACGACUCCACUGGUAUGUUCCAUUGGAGUUCAGCAAAAAGCCUCGAAGAGUGCAUCUUGGACAGGAACCAAGCCGCAAUGACCGUAUUGAACGGCCACGUUGUAGUGUGCUUGUUCGCGGAUCCAGACUCGCCUUUGAUCGGACUAAGGAAUUUAGUUAUGCCUUUGCGGGCGUCAAAUUUCCAUUAUCAUGAGCUCAAGCACGUGGUGAUCGUCGGYGCUGUGGACUACAUCCGYCGCGAGUGGAAGAUGUUACAAAAUUUACCGAAGAUUUCGGUGCUCAACGGAUCGCCACUGAGUCGAGCUGACUUGCGAGCGGUAAACGUAAAUCUAUGCGAUAUGUGUGUGAUAUUGUCGGCAAAAGUUCCUAGCAAUGAUGACCCUACGUUGGCUGAUAAAGAGGCCAUUUUAGCAUCGCUGAACAUCAAAGCGAUGACUUUUGACGACACUAUUGGAGUGCUCACGCAAGAUGAGACCGCGGUGACCAAACAGUUCGAUCCGGACGGUCUGAAUUGUGCUGGCGGACCCAUAGUGUUGCAGAGACGAGGAUCAGUGUACGGUGCCAACGUUCCAAUGAUUACCGAACUGGUCAAUGACAGCAAUGUGCAGUUUCUCGACCAAGACGACGACGAUGACCCUGAUACGGAACUAUACCUCACCCAGCCGUUUGCGUGUGGUACGGCCUUUGCCGUCAGCGUCUUGGACUCGCUCAUGUCGACGACGUAUUUCAAUCAAAACGCGUUGACGCUCAUCCGAUCACUUAUCACCGKUGGAGCAACGCCUGAACUUGAACUCAUUUUGGCUGAAGGUGCGGGACUCCGUGGUGGUUACAGCACCGACGAGAGCUUGGCCAAUCGUGAUCGGUGUCGGGUCGGGCAGAUUUCGUUGUACGAUGGGCCUUUGGCGCAAUUCGGUGAGGCCGGCAAGUACGGUGAUUUGUUCGUAUCCGCCCUCAAGUCGUAUGGGAUGCUGUGCAUUGGUCUAUACAGGUACCGGUAUGAACAACUAACUAUACAUGUUUUGUAGUUUGCUAUUAACUUUAAGUGCCAUAACCACAAAAAGAAUUAACAGGGGUCCCGAAUCAGUCCUCGACACACAAUCGUCAUGAUUGUGAUCCACCAUCGUGAUGUYAUAUUAUUAUGUCGUACAAAUACGAAUUCAUUUUUAUAUUGUAUUAUUGYAACCGUUCGGGGUGGUCUGUGGGAGCAGUAGUAGGUACUCAGUUUCUAUCGAAAGUUGUUAUCAUAGCGUGUGCUGGAAAAACGUUUAAGUAAGUCGAUAUACCGUGUAGAAAAGAUUAAAAAUUAAACUAAGAUUUAUUGAAGAGUUAUUUUAUAGAUAUGGAUAUUAAUUUAACGUUCACAUUAUAUAUUAUUAUUUAUUUGACCAUAUUUUUCAUUAAAAUUAAUUUUUUUGGCACAAUUGGAGGUGUGAAUAUUUUAGAGACAUAUUUUCGGUUACAAUGAAAUCGAGAUAUUAUUCUUACCAAUUUUAUACUUAAGAUGGUUUUCCAGUACAACAAUGAUAAAUACGAUGUACUAUGAUUUAUUUAUUUUUAUUAAGACUUGUAAAGUAUGAUACAUAUACACUAAAUGUUACGAACAAUAAUAAAAAAUAUUUAAAAAAAACAUUUACUUUAAAUUUAAAACCUGACAUAUUUUUUCACUUUAAGUAUGAUAUCACGAUGGUUAUUUCGUUUCCUCGAUAAGAAGACGAAUUUUAUUACAUAUGUCUUAUUAUUACAUGCACACAAACUACACAUGACAUAACGACUGGUAAAAAUUAUUGUUGCGAUGCUACUACAUCGCCUUAUGACGAUAUCGAGGCCACGUCUGCAGUAAUCUGUAGCAACGAGAUAGCAGAUUGUUUGAAAGGGAUCUAAUUUGAUCCUGAGUUAUGAUAAACCUAUAAAAAAUGAUAGACUUAAUUUUGUUUUAGCUUUUAGUUAUUGAAUGUACAAGGUGUUACGGAAAAAUAAUGAAGUCACGAUUUAUGUGAUAUAUUUAUGAGAUAUUAUGUGUAUUCGAACAAGAAGCAUGUGUUUACUGCUUCUGCCCGAAUCACCUAUGACAGCAAAUCAUAAUUACUCCUACUACUGUUAUAAUCUAUGAGUGGGUAACCAAUAACGACCAUAAUUUAUAAACAAAAAAUCCAUCAUAAAUACUAAAAUACUUUCUUAAAUUUGCAGUAAAAAUAAAUAAGGCCCACUUAUCGAUAAAUAACAACAAUCCUAUCGCUCAAGUUUAACUAUGCAUAAGAAAUUUACAAUAUAUCAUUAAAAUCGAUUAAGUUGUUUCGGAGUUUAUCAUGGACAAAAUAGUGUGRCGAGAUUUUAUAUAUUAAGAACAUCAUAUUAUAUAAAWUAUACUGAUUGGUGAASUUAAAUAAAAGAUGCUUACUUCAACAUUGAGUUAAUAAUAACUGGUCGUGAAUUAUUUUUACUAUCUAAUAUGAUUAAGAUCAUAAUAAUAUUGUCUGUAGUUUAUUAAUGACUGGGUAGCUUGAAAUUUAAUAGUCCAGUA
Messenger RNA from Diuraphis noxia (Russian wheat aphid), 5765 nucleotides. It is a transcript of the gene slo, whose product is annotated as calcium-activated potassium channel slo. Gene Ontology annotation, molecular function: large conductance calcium-activated potassium channel activity. The record is from RefSeq and is a predicted model, not a curated record. Gene Ontology annotation, biological process: potassium ion transmembrane transport. Gene Ontology annotation, cellular component: postsynaptic membrane. NCBI's taxonomy places the organism in Eukaryota, Metazoa, Arthropoda, Insecta, Hemiptera, Aphididae.